UAUAAAAUGCGCACGCGCAGCGGUCUCCGGCAGAAAACUGGCGAGCCUGGGCCGGCGCGGGGCCUUGUGGGAGGGCUUAAGGAAGUAAAAUGGCGGACCUGGCGAACGAAGAAAAGCCUGCCAUUGCUCCGCCCGUCUUUGUGUUUCAGAAGGAUAAAGGACAAAAGUCCUCUGCAGAGCAAAAAGACUUGUCGGAUUCGGGAGAGGAGCCUCAGGGGGAGGCUGAGGCCCCCCACCAUGGCACGGGUCACCCCGAGUCAGCUGGUGAGCAUGCCCUAGAACCUCCUGCCCCUGCUAGCACUUCAGCCAGCACUCCUCCGCUUCCCGCUCCUGAAGCCCAGCUUCCUUUUCCACGAGAACUGGCAGGGAGGUCAGCUGGAGGCUCCAGUCCUGAAGCAGGAGAAGAUUCUGACCGAGAAGAUGGAAACUACUGCCCUCCUGUCAAGCGAGAAAGAACGUCCUCUUUAACCCAGUUCCCACCUUCACAGUCAGUGUCAAAACACAAUGUUUUUAUGCCAUCAACCUUCUGCGAGUCCUCUGCAGGCAAUUCUGACUCAGACCCAGAGGAAAAGAGCAGCGGGUUCCGGCUGAAGCCACCGACACUGAUCCAUGGCCAGGCGCCCAGUGCAGGUUUGCCAAGCCAGAAGCCCAAGGAACAGCAGCGCAGCGUUCUCCGCCCAGCCGUACUGCAAGCCCCACAGCCAAAAGCACUGUCGCAAUCCAUCCCUAGCAGUGGCACCAAUGGAGUCAGCAUCCCAGCAGACUGCAUGGGGGCAGCGACAUCAUUAUCACCAGAAAACCCUGCACGGAGAAGUCCCUCUGAAUCUGCUGACGAGGCACAUGCACUUGAGGAGAAAGAGCCCCAGAAAAAUGAGUCUAGCAAUACUUCUGAGGAGGAAAACUGUGAGAAGAAAGAUCAAGUUGCACAGCAAGCCUUUGUAUUUGGGCAGAACUUGAGGGACAGAGUUAAGCUGGUGAAUGAGAAUACCGACAUAGCUGGCUUGGAGAGUGCCGGACAGCCCAGCUCAGACACACCAGCUGCCACCAACUACUUUCUCCAGUAUAUCAGUUCCAGUUUAGAGAACACAGCCAACAGUGCCGACGCUUCCAGCAACAAGUUCGUCUUUGGCCAGAACAUGAGCGAGCGUGUUUUGAGUUUCCCCAAGUUAAAUGAGGUCAGCUCAGAUGCCAGCAGGGAAAACGCAGCUGCCGAGUCUGGAUCUGAGUCGUCUUCCCAGGAGGCCACCCCUGAGAAAGCUAAUAACAUUGCAGAGUCCCUGGUCGAGUCAGCAGCUGCCUACACCAAGGCCACAGCGCGGAAGUGUUUGUUGGAGAAAGUGGAAGUGAUCACUGGGGAGGAGGCAGAAAGCAACGUGCUACAGACCCAGUGCAAGCUGUUUGUCUUUGACAAGACCUCACAGUCCUGGGUGGAGCGAGGCCGGGGGCUGCUCAGGCUCAACGACAUGGCAUCGACCGACGAUGGGACACUGCAGUCCCGACUUGUGAUGCGGACCCAGGGCAGCCUGCGGCUGAUCCUCAACACCAAGCUGUGGGCCCAGAUGCAGAUGGACAAGGCCAGUGAGAAGAGCAUCCGCAUCACCGCCAUGGAUACUGAGGACCAGGGUGUGAAGGUCUUCCUGAUCUCGGCCAGCUCCAAGGACACAGGCCAGCUGUACGCUGCCCUACACCACCGCAUCCUGGCCCUUCGCAGCCGUGUGGAGCAGGAACAAGAGGCCAAGAUGCCUGCCCCUGAGCCUGGGGCCGCCCCAUCCCACGAGGAGGAUGACAGCGAUGAUGAUGUGCUGGCUCCCUCGGGGGCUGCCGGGGCCGGCGCAGGUGAGGAAGGUGACGGGCAGACGCCUGGGAGCACAUAGCAGCCGGCGCACAGGAGGCUGCUGCUUGGUCGUCUGUCUGCCGCCCGCCCCCUCCCCGCAGGCAGCGGCACCAUGGGCGGAGCCACACCCACUGGGUUGACCACAGUCUGGAUCUGCGUCCGUUGGAAAGCAGACUCACUCGGGAGCUGCCUGGAUGUGGUUUGGGACAUGAGACCUCAUCAUAUUGAUGAGCAAAAAAAAAAGAACGUUCCUCCCUGCCCCUCCUCUGAAAUGGCACAUUAAGACUUGUCACAGCUUCUCACUGGGACUGGGAGACCUGGUUUCUUCACCCUGCGUGUCGCAGCCUCUGGGUGCAGCAAGGGCCUCUGGCCCCCCUGCCACCGCACCCUCCCUCCUGCAUGGGUGGCACCUGCCUGGGAGCAGUGGCCAAGCCUGGGCUCUGCUCCAGGAGCCAGCACUGGGCCUGGGUGCUCCGUGUGGCUCUUUGUCUGCCAUAUUCUGAUUUGAUGGGUUUAUAUUUUACAAUUUUUUUUUUUUUUUUUUUUUUUUUUUAAUUUCCAAAGGCUUUGUUUUCAGUUCUGGGAUUGAGUUGCUCUCUUGCGCUGAGCAGGCACAGCUCCUUGAGGGCUUGUUCUUGUGGUCCUGGCCUCUGAGCCAGGGUCAGUAGGCCCCCACUCUGCCCACCUGGGUUCCUAUAAGCUGAGUCACGGGAUGGUGGGGUGUCCGCUUCCAUCUGGCCUAGGUGUGGAGAUGCCUAUCUAAAAAAAGGCCACGGAGCCUGGGAGGGGCCCCAGGGACCCCUAGUAGCCUCUUCCCCGUCCACAUCAUGUGAUCCAUCUGUCCGCGGGCACCUGGCGCCAGCCUGCUUCCUGCUGUGGGCCACUCCUUGCACAGCCCUGGACAUCAUACCCUCACAACGGGCUGGGACCUCUGGGAGAGGCAGCAGGGCCCUAGCUAGCCAUGGGGACCAGGUCCCAGACAGUACGCUGUCCCCAUGCACGCAGUAUACAGGAGUGGGUGCCUGGGUACCACCCCGUAGGGCAACCCAUAGAGGAGGUGGACCUUGUGCACAAGGCUCCUCAGGACUUUAGAGGAAAUCCCCCAGCCCUGCCCCCCCCCCCGGGGUGAAGAGGAGGCCCCGAUUUGCAGCUGUGCCACCCACACCUCCAGGGGCAGCCAGAAGCCCCAGGGCCAGGGUGGCUCCGUGGGUCUGCACUGCCCAGCCCCCUGCAAGCCUGAGCCAGGGGAGACACCAGAGGCCUGCCCAGGAGAUCCGGUCACACUUCUCUGCUUUACGCCUUAGCCAACUAGUGACAAGGAAAACCAGACAAUGCCCAUGUGUUUUGGAACAUUUAUGUAAGAUUGUCAUAUGAAAUGUAUUUGGGAACUACAUUAAAACUUUUAACUAAAA
Marmota monax (woodchuck) is the source of this 3246-nucleotide messenger RNA. It is a transcript of the gene Ranbp3, whose product is annotated as RAN binding protein 3. Gene Ontology annotation, molecular function: GTPase activator activity. NCBI's taxonomy places the organism in Eukaryota, Metazoa, Chordata, Mammalia, Rodentia, Sciuridae. Gene Ontology annotation, biological process: protein export from nucleus. The record is from RefSeq and is a predicted model, not a curated record. The transcript is spliced from 18 exons. The coding region runs from base 90 to 1874 and encodes 594 amino acids. Gene Ontology annotation, cellular component: nuclear pore; cytoplasm.